GCUGGGGGCUUUGUGGGGGAGAGAGAGAGAGUGGAUGAAUCCUGAAAUGUUGUUGCCCUGAAACAGUCAAAUAAGCGACAGCACCUGAGUGCGCCCUCAUUGACCAUGCAGUGGUGUGUUAGAGCCGAGCAGGAGACUGGGAGGGCACAGUCAGUGUGGGGCCAAGCCCAGUGCCAGUCAGUGCUGUCUGACUGAGACUCUCACUCUCUCCCGGAGUCUCCCUGUUCAUUCCGCCUUCAUCUCCUGCCUCCCGUUGUCAUGGUGAGCGAUGUGCUUUCAUCACCGAGAGGAUGCACUAUUUGAGAAUGAAAAAUGUCGAGUUUUUUUUUCCCAUGCCCCUAUUGAAAUGGUCUUUCCCACUUUUUUUUUCUCUCUAAUGUCUGGGCUAUUUUUGUCAUUCGGCUGUAACGUGCCCGGAUUAAAAGGCACCAGCCCCUGACCCAGGCAGCAGCAGCACGGGCCACGCCACUCCGAGCUCUGCCAGCUGCUGCAUUUGAGAGGCGCCUACUCUGAGGGACAGGGCAACGGGCCAGCCUCCGUCCGGGGGUCACAAUGGCCCGGGAAGCCGAGCCCUUCAGCAGGCGGGACCAGCCCUCACCAAGUCCGUGAGCAAGCCCCUUGCGGCUCGGGCUGGCCAGCGGGAAGGAGUCACAUGGAGCUGACCAGGACUACGCUGCUGCUGCUCCUGGUCGCCCAGGUCGGGCUGUGUGCCAGCCUCGGCCCGGGGCUCGGGGGCAGUGGGAGGCCGCCUGCCGAGACAGCAGAAGCGGCCAGCUCCUUCCUGUUCUCCCGGGACCCUGCCACCCUGCUGCGGGUGAACUGCACUAAGCGGCUGGAGAUCCGAGCUGGCAGCAAUGGGCUACCAGGUGCCAGGGUCCAGUCUCUGGUCCAGGGGGCCAUCGACACCUUGGUGCACGCCACCAACUUCCUCAACCUGGUCUUCCAGACCAAUGACCUCCGGGAGUCCAGUGUAAAGGAUGAGAUGGAGUGGUACCAUGCCCUGGUGAGGAGCAUCGUAGAAGCCGAUGCCAACAUUGACAAGGCAAUGCUCAUCCUGGAUGUGCCCACCAUCCCCUCCAAAUCCCAGCUGGUCCUCCAGGCUGCCAAGCGCCAGGACGCGAUCUACCUGCGGGAACUCUCCUCGAUCCCAGGGGAUCCGGAGAACCAGACUGUGGGCAACAAUUGGUUCAGCGCGAUGAAACACGAAAAGACAGCGAAUCUCAACAAGAGGAUCUUAACCAAUGACCUGAGGACACUGGACAGCCCGAAGUGGGGGCUCGGGCACAGCUACCUGACUGACAGAGGCCACAUUCAGUGGUCUAGCCCGUUCUUAGAUUGCGAAGAUUAUCAAUUCAUCCCCAAGUGGAUGAUGAGUUUGUCUUCUUCAUUCUAUGGACUGAAGCCAGAUCUCAGUCCCGAGUUUAAAGGAGUGAUCCGAAUGGAUGUUAGCCUGCAGAGUGUGGAUAUUGACCAGUGCUCGACUGAAGACAGUUGGUUUGCAGAUUCCCAUCAGUGUGACGUAAACAGCACGGAGUGCAUUCCACUCAAAGGACAAGGGUUUCAACUGGGAGCCUAUCAGUGUGUCUGUAAAGAAGGAUAUUACAACCCGAACCUUAUCUCAACCAACAGCUUCAGCAGGCAAGAUGAUAAGCACAUAUCCUACUUCAGUCGCUAUGCUGCUGGGGAGCCCCAGAGACUGUUUCAGUGUCUGCCAUGCAAGGAAGGUUGUGGCUCAUGUGUUAGUGAUGCUCCAUGUCUCACCCAGGUGGAUGGUCAUUUAAGACUUGCUGUCCUUAUCUUCCAAGCUUUAUGCAUGCUAUUGGUAUUCAUCAGUAUGGUCAUAGUCUAUCGCUUCAGAAAAAAUAAGCGAAUCAGAGCAUCAGGAUUGCUCCUGUUGGAGACCAUUCUGGGUGGAUCCAUCCUGCUGUAUUUUCCAGUAUUUAUCCUAUACUUUCAACCUAGUGUUUUCCGAUGUGUUCUUCUGCGUUGGGUGCGAACACUGGGAUUUGCCAUCAUCUAUGGAACAGUAACAUUGAAGAUUUACAGAGUAUUGAAGGUGUUCCUAUCCCGAACUGCCCAGCGGGUACCCUACAUGACAUGCUGCAGGGUACUGAAAAUGUUGGCUGUCAUUGUGCUAAUGGUCUGUUGGUUCCUCAUUGCGUGGACGGUGGCUGCCUGGGAGAACAUGGACAGGAAGAUCCCACUGGUCAUUCAGUCACAAACACCAGAUGGACAGUUCUUUAACAUGUGCCAACUCGAUCGGUGGGACUACAUGAUGGCCAUUGCUGAGUUCCUCUUGCUGUGCUGGGGAAGCUAUCUCUGCUAUGCCGUGCGAACAGUACCAUCCACCUAUCAUGAGCCACGUUUCAUGGGUUUUGCCAUUCACAAUGAAAUCCUGAUGUCUGCUGCCUUCUAUGGUGUCAGGUUCACCAUGGCAACAACUCUUCACCCUGAUUGGAUGUUACUGCUCUUCUUUGCUCACUCUCACCUAACGGUCACAAUGACACUAAUUCUGCUUUUCAUCCCCAAGUUUCUCCAUGUGGGAACUCCCCUGAGGGAGGACAUCGUAGCCGAGGUAUACGAGGAUGAACUUGACAUGCGUUUCUCUGGCUCCUAUCUCAACAGCAGUAUAACGUCUGCCUGGAGUGAUCACAGCCUGGAACCAGAUGAUAUCAGGGAUGAGCUGAAGAAGCUUUAUGCCCAACUGGAAGUACAUAAGACAAAGAAGAUGACAGCCAACAACCCACACCUGCAGAAAAAGAGGAGCUCCCGAAGAGCCCUAGGUCGCUCCAUCAUUAAGCGGAUAACGGAAAUUCCGGAGUCAAUGAGCAGACAGUGCAGCCGUGAUGGAUCCAUAGCAGGCAGCAGCUAUGCGGGCUCCUACAGGAAGAAGCUUCACGAUUCUGCCAGCUCUAGCUUGAAAGUGAGAGAGGACUCCAUAAAACAUCGUGUCUUCUCAAUUCGAAAAUCUCACAGCACCUACGACCACGUGAGGGAGCACCGGGAUGGCCACGUCAGCAGAGCCGAUUCCUCCAGAGACCCUUCCCUGUUGGAUUCACUCAUGAGGAAGAAGCUGGCGAAGAAGGUCUCCGAGAGAUCAGACGGUGACUCGUUAGAUGACGCUCCUUUAGUCUGCAAGUCCGCCAGUGCACACAACCUCACCGUGGAUAUGAGCCCAUUACAUCCCACCAUGGGAGGAACAUUGCAAAAAUCUCUUAGUGUUGUCAGCUGUGCGAGAGGGAAGUCUCUGAUGCUCCCAAAAAAGAAAGAAGAGAACUCAAAUCAGUUGGGAGAGCGAGUUCAAAGGAAGCCAUCAACAAGGCAGACACCAACUAUGUUACAGCCUCCCACAGCUCCAGCACAACCCGGAGAGACAAAUAAAACAUCCGACUCAGCGCAACAAGGAGUCAGUGAGGCCCCUCAAGAGACAACAAAGCCAGCGUUACAAGAUGGUCACAAUAAACCUCUGGUUUGUCCCUGGGACUUUCAGAACCUGCAACCUCCGCCUUCUGAGGUCAAGGUCAACAAACAAAUCACCUACUCACCAAACAAGAGGAACAGUGUUGAUAGCUCACUGGGAAAGCUGCAGGCAAACAGAAGAAUAUUCAUGGAUUUGGUGAGGAAGCAUCGAAGUUUGCAUCAAGAUAGUAUCAGUUGGGAUGGGAAGGAGACAUCAAUCACUCAAUCCCAAACUGCGGACAUGCAACCUGGAGCCAAUACAUCGCCAAGAGUUGGAAAAACAGUCGAACAUUCAAGGAAAGACAGCAUUAAUCCAACCGCCCGUUUUGUGUCACCCAAGGCUGACAAGACACGAUUAUCCUCUGAAAAGAUUGAUCAAGUGAAAACAGAUGCUCCUGUAGGUGAGAGCAAGCGGGAAAAAUAUAUGACACUCAUGAAACAUGCAUCGAGCAAUAGCUCAAUCAUUUGUCCCUGGGACAAUAUCGCAGAUGAUGCAUCAUCAAUGGAUUCUUGUAUAGAUCCGAAGAAGGGAAGGUCUUUGUCAGUCUGUGUUGGCUCUCCAGAGCAGCUUAUGCAUGGCUCCCUGAAAGUAAAGGAUGCAAGUGAUCAAGUGAAGCAUAAUAAAGGUUUUGGACAUUCUUUAAAACUUCUAAUGGCACCAGGGAAAAUGAAGGAUAGCAAGAAAGAGAAGUCAAGGAAAGUAAGUGAGAAAGUCAAGAGCAGUACAGACAAGGAAAAAGAAAAGAAAACAGGAUCAGCGACUUCAUUGGAUAAAUCUACAGCUGCAGCUGAUUGUCCCUGGGAAACAGGAGAGACCAAGAACCAGGAAGAAAAAUCACAGUCAACUGUUAAAUCUGAAGUGGCUGAUGCCUCUCCACUGCGCAAAGUGGAUACAGUGGACAAGCGGCAAAAAUAUAUGACACUCAUGAAACAAGCAUCGAGCAAUAGCUCAAUCAUUUGUCCCUGGGAUAAUAUCGCAGAUGAUGCAUCAUCAAUGGAUUCUACCAUAGAUCCGAAAAAGGGAAGGUCUUUGUCAGUCUGUGUUGGUUCUCCAGAGCAGUUUAUGCAUGGCUCCCUGAAAGUAAAGGAUAUUAAUGAACCACUAAAACAACCCAAAGGUUUUGGACAGUCUUUAAAACUUCUAAUGGCACCAGGGAAAAUGAAGGAUAGCAAGAAAGAGAAGUCAAGGAAAGUAAGUGAGAAAGUCAAGAGCAGUACAGACAAGGAUAAAGAAAAGAAAACAGGAUCAGCGACUUCAUUGGAUAAAUCUUCAGCUGCAGCUGUUUGUCCCUGGGAAACAGGAGAGACCAAGAACCAGGAAGAAAAAUCACAGUCAACUGUUAAAUCUGAAGUGGCUGAUGCCUCUCCACUGCGCAAAGUGGACGCAGGGGAUAAGCGGCAAAAAUAUGUGUCACUGUUAAAACAGGCAUCAACAAGUGCUGCAAUCGUUUGUCCCUGGGAUGUCAUCCUAGAAGAGGCAUCAGGCAAUAAGGCAGAUCAGAAGAAAGGAAGAUCUUUAUCGCUUGGUGCUAAUGUUCCAGCAACAAUUGUGCAUGGCACCUUGAAAACCAACGAUGCAAAUUAUUCAUUGCAGCAAUCUCAACAAUUAGCACUGUCACUCAAAUUUAUGAUGGCACCAGGAAAGAUGUGGGAUAAAGAAAAAGGUGAAGAAAAAUCAAUGUCCAUUGAUAAAUCUAAGAUUGCAGAUAUCUGUCCCUGGGAUACAACUGACACUGGGAACAAAGAGGAAACAUCACUAUCCAUUGAUAAAUCAAAAGUCACAGAUAUCUGUCCCUGGGAUACAUCUGACACUGGGAACAAAGAGGAAACAUCACUAUCCAUUGAUAAAUCUAAGAUUGCAGAUAUCUGUCCCUGGGAUACAGGAAACACAGGGAACAAAGAGGAAACAUCACUAUCCAUUGAUAAAUCAAAAGUCACAGAUAUCUGUCCCUGGGAUACAACUGACACUGGGAACAAAGAGGAAGCAUCACUGUCCAUUGAUAAAUCAAAAGUCACAGAUAUCUGUCCCUGGGAUACAACUGACACUGCGAACAAAGAGGAAACAUCACUAUCUAUUGAUAAAUCAAAAGUCACAGAUAUCUGUCCCUGGGAUAUAGAGAAUGCAGUGGGCAGUGAACAAAAGACAUUGCCUGGUGAUAAGUUGAAGAUUACAGUUAUCUAUCCCUCAAAUACAGAAAAUAAUGGAGGGAAAAAGAAACCAUCACUGUCCUUCGAUAAAUCCAAUGUCUCAGGUAACUGUCUCUGGGAUACUGAAGAUUCUGGGUGCAAUGAGGGAUUAUCGCUGCCCAUUGAUAGAUCUAAAGUUCCAGAUAUUUAUCUUUGGGAGACAGAACCAUCAGCAACAGGAGAAAUCCAAAUGGGUACAAAACCUGAAAAUAAUUUUACUUCAAUUGCUCCUUCUGACAUUGAGGUGACAGCUACAAACCAACAUGAAAAUAAAGAAGCUGAAAAACCAAAAGAUGCCGCAAAAGUUAACAAAUCAAAUGUGAGCUGUCCUGUGCAUUUAGUAUGAGUCAGUUGAGGUGCCAAAGCUAAAGAUGAAGUGACUGUGAUAUUUUUAUGUAAAGCAUUUCCAAGGUAUGGGAUAAAACAAAAUUCAUUGAUGCCAGAUUUCUGAUGUAAAUACAAAGUGUGCUACGUAAUAAACACCUUCUUCCCAAAA
This is a messenger RNA of Chiloscyllium plagiosum (whitespotted bambooshark), 6142 nucleotides long. The record is from RefSeq and is a predicted model, not a curated record. NCBI's taxonomy places the organism in Eukaryota, Metazoa, Chordata, Chondrichthyes, Orectolobiformes, Hemiscylliidae.